GAAGGAAGCGUGACGGAGGAGACUUAAGGGGGACCUCACACUCACCUUCUCACUUUCUCUCCCGGGUGACGGAGAAGACGUAAUUCCAUCCAUCGGUUCUCCCACCGGUCAACUCACCCCUCCCGCAUUUGUCUCUGUUCGACCCUCCCUCCUGCUCCGCCGUCUCCGGAAUGAAUACCUCGGAACAGGACCGCCCUCUCCCCAAUCCCCCGCCCACUGUCCGCCUGCAGCCGCCCUCCCCGUGCCUCCCCAUGAUCACUAACCCGACCUCCGGUGCCCAGCGCAAGGUUGCUAUCGCCGUUGAUCUGAGCGACGAGAGCGCCUACGCCGUCCGCUGGUCCGUCCAGAACUACCUCCGCCCCGGCGACGCGGUGAUCCUCCUCCACGUCCGCCCCACUUCCGUCCUAUACGGCGCCGAUUGGGGCGCCGUACAAAAACAGCAGGCCGGGGACGACCGGUCGGAUGAGCAGGUCGAGUCCGACUUCGACGAUCUCACCGCCUCGAAGGCCAAGGACCUGGCGCAGCCGCUGGUUGAGGCUCAGGUGCCGUACAAGAUCCACAUCCUGAAGGACCACGACCUGAAGGAGAGGCUGUGCUUGGAGGUGGAGAGGUUAGGGCUCAGUGCGAUGAUAAUGGGGAGCAGGGGGUUCGGUGCGGCCAGGACCAGGAGGAAGAGUAAGCUGGGGAAACUUGGGACAGUCAGUGAUUACUGUGUGCAACACUGUGUCUGUCCAGUUGUGGUGGUACGGUAUCCUGACGACAAGGAAGGCAACGGCAGCGUCAGUGGUUGUGGGGCUGAGGAUGGAGGAAAGGAGGCUGAGCUUCAUCCCGUGCCAGAGGAGGACGACCAGGAGUAUCACGACGUCACCGAUGAAUACAAAGAUGCUUGAGGAACACGUGAUUCUUCGACCUUUGCCACGGAUCAGAAAAAUGAUCCGGUCAAACACAGAAUGGAAGGUUUGGAGAGAUUGGAAAGGGUUUGAUGGAUGAUCUUGUUUCUGGAAUGGAGUUCAGACUUGUAAAUGAAAAGUUUCUAUAAGGACUUGCAGGUCCACACCAUUGUUCUAGUCUUGUCGAUGUAAUUUCCCUCUUCGGAAUACCCAGAGAUCCGAUUAGAUAGAUGAUUUACUUGUAUGGCCAUAAGGUUUCUUAGGAGCACAACUUAUGUACAAAAGUAAAAAUAAAAAAUAAAAGCAUUUGAAGCGACCGGUAAUUUUGUUUGCGA
Messenger RNA from Punica granatum (pomegranate), 1225 nucleotides. NCBI's taxonomy places the organism in Eukaryota, Viridiplantae, Streptophyta, Magnoliopsida, Myrtales, Lythraceae. The record is from RefSeq and is a predicted model, not a curated record.